Messenger RNA from Zootoca vivipara (common lizard), 6295 nucleotides. The record is from RefSeq and is a predicted model, not a curated record. NCBI's taxonomy places the organism in Eukaryota, Metazoa, Chordata, Lepidosauria, Squamata, Lacertidae.
CUCAACGGGCAGCCGUGGCGGCUGGGUAAUGGCAGCCCUGUGAGGAGGAUCCACGGGCAGCGGAGGGGCAGGAGACGCAGCCUGCGCAGGAGACGCGCCGUGUGGGGAGGGGGCGGGGAGGCGACACUGACCCAGGCCUCUCCUGUUGCCAGAUCAAUACUAACGCCCCACAAUGUCCUUGAAACCACGAGUAGUUGAUUUUGAUGAAACAUGGAACAAGCUGCUUACAACAAUUAAAGCUGUUGUUAUGUUGGAUUAUGUGGAAAGAUCAACAUGGAAUGACCGCUUUUCGGACAUUUAUGCUUUGUGUGUGGCCUAUCCUGAGCCGCUGGGGGAGAGACUUUAUAUGGAAACAAAGAACUUUUUGGAAAAUCAUGUACGCCAUUUGCACAAGAGAGUCAUGGACUCUGAAGAACAAGUACUGGUAAUGUAUCAUAGAUACUGGGAUGAAUACAGUAAAGGGGCAGACUAUAUGGACUGUUUAUACAGAUACCUCAAUACACAGUUUAUUAAAAAGAACAAAUUGACUGAAGCUGAUCUUCAGUAUGGUUAUGGAGGUGUGGAUAUGAGUGAACCAUUGAUGGAGAUUGGAGAGCUAGCACUUGAUAUGUGGAGGAGGUUAAUGAUUGAGCCUUUACAAGCUGUCCUCAUUCGAAUGCUCCUCCGUGAAAUCAAAAAUGAUCGCUGUGGAGAAGAUCCAAAUCAAAAAGUAAUCCAUGGGGUUAUUAACUCCUUUGUUCAUGUUGAACAGUAUAAGAAAAAAUUCCCUCUGAAGUUUUAUCAGGAAAUUUUUGAGUGUCCUUUUCUGAAUGAAACAGGGGAGUAUUAUAAACAAGAAGCUUCAAAUUUAAUGCAAGAGUCAAACUGCUCACAGUAUAUGGAAAAGGUUUUAUGUAGAUUAAAAGAUGAAGAAAUGAGGUGUCGAAAAUAUCUACACCCCAGUUCCUAUGGCAAAGUAAUUAAUGAAUGCCAACAGCGAAUGGUAGCAGAUCACUUACAGUUCCUUCACGCAGAAUGCCAUAACAUUAUCCGACAAGAGAAGAGAAACGGUAAAGACAUACAGGACAUGGCAAAUAUGUACACGUUGCUUCAUGCUGUGCCAAGUGGAUUACCUCAUAUGAUUCAGGAACUACAAAAUCAUAUCCAUGACGAGGGCCUUAGAGCAACCAGCAAUCUUUCUCAGGAAAACAUGCCCACUCAGUUUGUGGAGUCAGUGUUGGAAGUACACAGUAAAUUUGUUCAGCUCAUCAGCAGCGUUUUGAACGGCGACCAGCGAUUUAUGAGUGCCCUUGACAAGGCCUUGACAUCCGUAGUGAACUAUAGGGAACCAAAGUCUAUCUGCAAAGCUCCCGAGCUGCUGGCCAAGUAUUGUGACAACUUGCUAAAAAAAUCUGCAAAAGGCAUGACAGAAAAUGAAGUAGAAGACAAACUUACUAGCUUCAUUACUGUUUUCAAAUACAUUGACGACAAAGAUGUUUUCCAAAAAUUCUAUGCCAGAAUGUUGGCAAAACGACUUAUACAUGGUUUGUCUAUGUCCAUGGACUCUGAAGAAGCUAUGAUUAACAAAUUGAAGCAAGCCUGUGGUUAUGAGUUUACUAGCAAGCUCCAUCGAAUGUAUACAGACAUGAGUGUCAGUGCAGAUCUUAACAACAAAUUCAACAACUUCAUAAAAAAUCAGGACACCGUCGUAGAUUUGGGAAUUAGUUUUCAGAUAUACGUUCUUCAGGCUGGUGCGUGGCCUUUAACUCAGGCGCCUUCAUCUACAUUUGCAAUUCCUCAGGAACUGGAAAAAAGUGUACAGAUGUUUGAAUUAUUUUACAGUCAGCAUUUCAGUGGGAGGAAACUCACCUGGCUUCAUUAUCUCUGCACAGGUGAAGUUAAAAUGAAUUAUUUGUGCAAACCGUAUGUAGCCAUGGUUACAACAUACCAAAUGGCAGUGCUGCUUGCCUUCAACAACAGUGAAACUGUCAGUUAUAGAGAACUUCAAGACAGUACGCAGAUGAAUGAGAAAGAAUUGACAAAAACGAUUAAGUCCUUACUUGAUGUCAAAAUGAUCAACCAUGACUCUGAGAAGGAAGAUGUAGAAGCAGAGUCUACUUUUUCAUUAAAUAUGAACUUCAGCAGUAAACGGACAAAAUUUAAAAUCACUACAUCAAUGCAAAAAGAUACACCGCAGGAAAUGGAGCAAACCAGAAGCGCUGUAGAUGAAGAUAGAAAAAUGUACCUUCAAGCUGCUAUAGUUCGUAUCAUGAAAGCGCGGAAGCUGCUGCGACACAAUGCUCUUAUUCAGGAGGUAAUUAGCCAAUCAAGAGCUAGGUUUAAUCCAAGUAUCAGCAUGAUUAAGAAGUGUAUUGAAGUUCUGAUUGACAAACAAUACAUUGAGCGGAGCCAGUCCUCAGCAGAUGAGUACAGCUAUGUAGCAUGAGGUUAAUAUCCUGCAGCACCACGUUUCUCCGAACACAUUGAAAUUGUAUGAGCAUCGGCCUCCUGUUAGACCAGCCGGGAAUUAAAUUAGGUUUGCAUUGUGCUAGCAAAGUGGAUGUCAAGUUUUCAUUUCAGGAGGUGCCACACUUUGCCGGUGCUUGAAGCAUCAUUGCAAGUGCAGUGCGCAAACACUUUCCCUUCCCCAUUGAAAGGUUUCAUUUUAAACAAAUGGAUAUGGAUGUAGGGUAAAUGUGUGCCAAGAUUGUGCAAGGUAAUGUAUGGAAGAAUGUGAUAUUCCUCCAGCUCUUAAAAACAUUUGGCCUGAAGUAAAGAAUACUUUUUCUCAAUAUAGGCAAGGUAGAGACAGAAUGAGAGAGGCAGUAUGCUCAAACAGCUGCAGGUCUUGACUGAACAUUCAUGCCCUCUGCCCUACUCAUGACCACUGUUCAAACUGUGUGUGUGCCAUGGAUGGUAUGUGCUUAGGAUGACCAUAUAUCCUACUUGACAAAGGACAGUCCUCUAUUUUCAAAAAUCCUCUAUUUGAAGCUCCAAACCUUGUUUGAAGAUAAAGAACUGCUAUGAAAAGAAUAGGGGCUGGACCAGGACAGCUGACAUGAGCAGACAACACUGGCCUGAGGCUUCCUCGCUGUGCUGAGAUGGAUUGCAUUUCUAUUUAAAUUACAGCGAUUAUUUAUAAAUUUGCAACAAUGUUUUAAACCAGGCAAAUUUUACGGAAGUCUGUCCACUUUUGUUCCCUUCUGUAUGUGAUCCAUUUCCUCUUAUAUGUUUUAUUUAAGGCAUUUAUGUGUUGUUUAAUCAUUCACAACUCUAAGCAGUCCACAGAACAUGAGGCAAUAAAACAAACAAAUUCAUAAAACUCCAACUGAACUCAAUUCAAAGUUAUGGUUAUUGCUUCUAAAGCUUUAAAUAUGGGUUUGGGACAAGGCUAUUUGAAGGACCGCCAUCUUCCAACUUGAUGUUGCCCGACCACGACAUUCUUUCUCUGAGCCUUCUUCCAUCUCUUGUAACCACUGGGAAUCCAGUUGGCUGUGAUGCAUGACAUCACCUUGGCCAUGUUCCUUUGGAUAGUGAAGACCAGUUGCUGAACAGAAAGAUCGCAAAAUUUUGCCUUUGGAUCCCAGGUCGACUUUUCAACAUUUCUAUUAAGUUCUCAGCUAAAUUGUACCACUCUUCUCUUGUUGUAAUAACAUUCGUAAGCUAGGAAGCCCUGUUUGGACCAAAAGAUGAAUAAACAUAUUAUUUUGUAAGGCAAGGUAGUAGAGGUGAUCUAAGAGAGGACAAUACUUCCUCAAUACAAAUUGGAAAAUGCAUCAUUUCCCACACCCAGGCCAUUCCUUCUUUUUGAUACUUCUCCAUGCAGCUGAACUUCCAUGAGGGAGGGAGCAGAGGAAAAAGAAAUUACCUCUUAGACCAGUGAUGGCGAACCUAUGAUAUGCGUGUCAGAUAUGCGUGUCAGAGCCCUCACUGCUGGCACGCGCCCUAUCGGCCCAUUCGCGCUGUUGUUGUUGUCCCCCCCCCCCCAUUUGUUCUCCUGCUCCUCCUACAGCUUUUUCUUAUACCAGAUCGUAUAAGAGCUUUUCUCCUCUACAGCUUGUCUCCACUGUUAAAACUCGGAUCCUUUUUGUUGUUGUUGUUGCUGCUGGUAGCCAGUUGAUUGGUUUUUUAACCCUUUCUGGGCUAUUUUUUCUGGCGCUUUGGCAGACUAUGAUUGGGUGUAACAGCGUUCAUUUUUUAACCCAUUCUGUGCUGGGUUUUUUGCGCUUUGGCAGACUAUGUCGGUGCUGCGUGUUAGUUCCAGCAAAGGUAUUAUUCGUCAUUUAUUUCUGUUCUCUUUCCUCCCCAAAAGCACAGCAGCUUUGGGGCACCCCCCCAAAAAAGCAAAGCAACUUUUGCACCCUCCAAAAAAACCCCUCCGAAACUUUGGUCAGCAGCUCCCCCCCCAAAAUCUCAACAGCUCUGGGCACUUUGUGAUAAAUAAGGGUUUUUUUGGUUUGGUUUGGUUAAAUAAUUCGUUUUUGGUUUAUUAAAUACAGUUAUAUAUUACAAUUAAACAUUUUUGUUAUUUAAACUAUAAAUAUCAUGAAAUUAUGGUUUUUUUCUUGAAGUGACACACCACCCGAGUUAUGCUCGGUUUUUUGGCGAAUUUUGACACACCAAGCUUAAAAGGUUGCCCAUCACUGUCUUAGACAAUCAUUACAAGAGGGAUGGAUGCAUAAAAACACAAGGUUAAGAGGACGGCAGCUGGGAUUACCCUGUUUUCAGCACAUUCAGUGAAUGAGAAAUACUAUAAUUAUUGGCCUUUUGAGUGCCGGUUAUUUUCUUCAGUAUUGAAGUGCAUUCUGCUGCAGCUGUGAAGCAGUUAGACCCCUUGCAUUUGCUUUGCCAUUUAUUUUGGCACCAGCAAUGGUGUCUUGUUUCAAGCCUGUAACUCAGUGUAAUCCUAAAUGUUCAUUGUUUGUCAAUAAUAUUAUCUGCCAAACAAAACUUGGCUUAGUGAUGUUGAAGAGCUUGUUUGCUGAAUCACAUUCAUUGUGAAAUGCCACACCUUUAGGUACAGUACCGUGGAGGAUAAGGCUAUAUUCUUGCUCCUGCAUAUCAGAUGUUGGGAAUCACAAGCAGGGAGAGUGCUGUUUUGCUGAUACUGGACGUAAUAUAGACAUCAUGACCAUUGCUAGCCUUACCUUCCAUAAAUUUGCCUGAUCCCCAUUUAAAGCUAUCUGAGUUGCUGGCCAUCCCUACAUCCUGGUGUAGAAAAUCCCAUAGCUUAACUCGUGCCAAAUGAAAGUUCAGAAAUCUCGUUUCUUUUGCAUAUGUUCACUCCAAUUAAUGGCCAACCAAAUUACUUAAUGCUGCAUGUGUGCCUAGUUCAUGUUCCAGUUAAAGGAUCCUAGAGUUGAUAGAGUUUGGAAAGAAGCCUUGCCAGAAACAUUGAAAAGCCUCUGUCAGUCGGAGAAGGCCGUGCUUGCCAGAAGCACCGCAGAUCUGAUGUCAAGGUGCAGCUUUGUGUGUUCUGAUGUAGCUUCUAAAACGGUGAAACAAUGGUCUUGUUAGAUCAAACCAUCUAAAGGCCUGUUGCAGCCGGCUAGGCGCUUCCAGCUGCUCUGACUGGUCCCUGAGACAUGCCAGUUGCUACAGUGCAACAGUGAGAGAGGGUUAUUGCCCUCAUGCCCUGCUUGUAGGCUUCCCAGAGGCAUCUGAUCAGCCCCUAUGGAGAAACAGGAGGCUUGACCGGUGCUCCAUUCACGCUAUACAUUUGAAGCACUAGGAUACUACAGUGAUACCUCGGAAGUCGAACGGAAUCCAUCCAGAAGUCCGUUCAACUUCCAAAAUGUUCGGAAACCAAGGUGCGGCUUCCGAAUGGCUGUAGGAAGUUCCUGCAGCCAAUCGGAAGCCACAUCAGAUGUUUGGGUUCCAAAGAACGUUCGCAAACCGGAACACUCACUUCCGGGUUUGUGGUAUUCAGGAGCCAAAACAUUUGACUCACAAGGCAUUUGGGAUCCAAGGUAUGACCGUACUUCAGAACAGUCAUAGCUUACCUUCAAAGAAUCCUGGGGGUUGUAGUUUCUUAAGGGUACUGAGAGUUGUUAGAAAACCCAUAUUCAUUCCUCUCACAGAGUUACAAUAUCCAGAGCAGUUUAGCAAUUAUUUCCCACUUUUCAGGGAAUUCUGGGAAUUGUAGCACUGUGCAGGGAACAUGGAUCUUCUAACAACUCUCAUCACCUAUGGCUGCCAUAAUUAUUUGUUUAAGGCAGCUGAAGUGCUUUGAAUGUAUGGUGUGAAUGUGCUGUCAUAGGUCUGUGAUCUGAUCCAGCUGGGCUAAUUCAGUUAAUUGACAAAACUUGAGGUUGUU